UCGGACUAUGUCGUGUCGUCAUACACUCCAACACUAGGAGCUUUGACGAAUGCACGAAGGACGUACAAGCCCGUAGUGCGAGAAAACCUGAAAGCCCUGGUCGGCGCCGUGCCUCGUCCAUACGUGGAGGAUCUUUGUGACCUGCCCUCCACGCUUGAGGAGAUGAAGACCGUCACACAAGCAGUCCCAUCCUCCGGGCUCCUAUCCCUCCCUAAUGGGGAGAACGCACUCGAAGUCGAGGGAAGCGGGGGUCUAUCCGCCCAGGCGCUUCUAGACCGGCUUCCUCAGGCAACGAUCCUGCACCUCGCAUGUCAUGGCACGCAAGACGCAGAGCACCCGCUUCGGAGCGGGUUUGUUAUGCGCGACGAGACGCUCACAAUUGAGCGGCUGAUGCCUGUACUGCUUCCCGAGGCUUUUCUUGCGUCUCUGAGCGCGUGCGAGACGGCGAAAGGGUACAAGGCCCAACCGGACCAGGCCAUUCAUCUCGCGGCAAUGAUGCUUUACGCGGGUUUUAAAAGCGUCAUUGGGACGCUUUGGUCGAUGGAAGACGCGGACGGACCGAUGGUUGCGGAGAUGGUUUACAAGGAGCUCUUCAGAGGCGAUUCGGAGAUACUCGAUCCCGACAACGUUCCCCAUGCUCUCGACGCGGCCGUUCGGCAUCUUCGGUCGGUUCAACCGGAGCCGAGCCGAUGGGCUCCGUACGUCCACUUUGGGAUGUAG
Punctularia strigosozonata HHB-11173 SS5 is the source of this 720-nucleotide messenger RNA. RefSeq lists its product as uncharacterized. Lineage: Eukaryota; Fungi; Basidiomycota; Agaricomycetes; Corticiales; Punctulariaceae. The record is from RefSeq and is a predicted model, not a curated record. The transcript has 3 exons. The annotation marks the transcript as partial.